This is a messenger RNA of Oncorhynchus tshawytscha (Chinook salmon), 1077 nucleotides long. RefSeq names its product extensin-1-like. Lineage: Eukaryota; Metazoa; Chordata; Actinopteri; Salmoniformes; Salmonidae. The transcript is spliced from 2 exons. The coding region runs from base 1 to 1077 and encodes 358 amino acids. The record is from RefSeq and is a predicted model, not a curated record.
AUGUCAGUUAAUGCUUCAGGGUUAGGCAGGCCACCUAUCACCUACCUGCUGCCUAUCUCUGGAUAUUGUCCUGUUCAUUAUCACCACCUAUCACCUGCCACCUAUCACCUACCACCUAUCACCUACCACCUAUCACCUACCACCUAUCACCAAUCACCUGCUGCCUAUCACCUACCACCUAUCACCAAUCACCUGCCGCCUAUCACCAAUCACCUGCUGCCUAUCACCUGCCACCUAUCACCAAUCACCUGCUGCCUGUCACCUGCCACCUAUCACCAAUCACCUGCUGCCUAUCACCUAUCACCUGCCACCAAUCACCAAUCACCUGCUGCCUAUCACCAAUCACCUGCUGCCUAUCACCUGCCACCUAUCACCAAUCACCUACCACCUAUCACCUAUCACCUGCCACCUAUCACCAAUCACCUGCUGCCUAUCACCAAUCAUCUGCCACCUAUCACCAAUCACCUGCCACCUAUCACCUGCCACCUAUCACCAAUCACCUGCUGCCUAUCACCUGCCACCUAUCACCAAUCACCUACCACCUAUCACCUAUCACCUGCCACCUAUCACCAAUCACCUGCUGCCUAUCACCAAUACCUACCACCUAUCACCAAUCACCUGCCACCUAUCACCAAUCACCUGCUGCCUAUCACCUACCACCUACCACCUAUCACCUGCCACCUAUCACCAAUCACUGCUGCCUAUCACCUACCACCUAUCACCAAUCACCUGCUGCCUAUCACCUGCCACCUAUCACCAAUCACCUGCUGCCUGUCACCUGCCACCUAUCACCAAUCACCUACUGCCUAUCACCUAUCACCUGCCACCUAUCACCAAUCACCUGCUGCCUAUCACCUGCCACCUAUCACCAAUCACCUGCUGCCUAUCACCUACCACCUAUCACCAAUCACCUGCUGCCUAUCACCUACCACCUAUCACCUAAUCACCAAUCACCUGCUGCCUAUCACCAAUCACCUGCUGCCACCUAUCACCAAUCACCUGCUGCCUAUCACCUGCCACCUAUCACCAAUCACCCUGCCUAUCACCAAUCACCUGCCACCUAUCACCAAUCACUAA